AUGCCAUUACACUACUUUGAAACUACAUCACCUGGUGAUUGGCGAAUAAAGGACAUCUUUGAAGCUAUUCAGAAAAAGUAUCCAGAUAAAGAACGAUCCUACCACGGGCGUGCGACGAAAAAAGAGCUAGAGAACUUGAAAACUCAUCCAAAACAGUCUUUUCGAGAACGCGCACAGAGUUUGUUGGAAGAUUUCAAGAUACCCCCAUCAGAUCAAGAAAGCAUCACAUCAUCUAUCCAGUUAGCGAAUACAAUUGUGAACAAAGCCCAAACUAUAAAUCAAGCUACAAACCAAACCAUCCAGCAAAACGUAUCAGAAAACUCAGUUCAUCCAAGAAAGCUUUUGCGCAGCGAGCUUGAAAAUGUACCCGUAUCCAGUAAUGAUUGCGAAGAUGAUGAUCUUGAUGACCUCUUUCCUUCUGCUACUGAUCAAGACGACAAGGACGACGACUCCAUUGACAGAUUAUUUAAUCCAAAAAAUGAUGCUGAGGCAAACGUUGAUGUUGAUAGUUUACCCACGAUGGUGAGUCCAAAAUUAAACCAAGCAGUUCGCAGCAAGCUUCAAACUAAUGCCAAGUAUGCUGUCAGUGAUAAUGAAUACCAAAUUCUGUUCGCGCAAUAUAAGAAGAAAUGCCUCAGCGAUCUUUCACAACUGGAUGCCAUUUAUCUCGAGCCAAAUUUCUACAAGCUUAUAGCUCUUGAAAACAUUUUGUUCUUGAAGCCUGGCUCCUACUCCACUGACAUGUUGCGCCUUUUUGGAGAAGCAAACCUGAACAAGCUCUACAAACAUUUGUUGAAAACUCAUUACUCUCUCGACACAACUAAACACACAAACCUGCUUAAUAAUCUCAUCGAUGAUAUAUUUGAAAAGGCGUUUUUUGAUUACCAUGAAGUAGAGGCAAAUCUUGAACAAUUAUCACAAAGCAUAAAAGAUACCCAGUGGUUGAAAUACUUCCUCAACGACAUCAAUGACACAUUCCGCCUUCGCUACCCAGAGUCGAAUCCCAACGAGAGGAAGCUCUCUCAGUAUCGUGAAAAUAUCGCCUAUGGUGAGGUGAAAUCGUCUUACUACACAAAUCGCACUCGGGCUCUCAUUCUGGGUAUGUACCGAUUGGUGUAUUUCAGCAAGUCAACGGCAGAUACUCACAAAAUCAAUGCGCCCAUCUUGCUACAAGUCGUGGGAUUGAAAGUCAAUGUGUAUACGCUUGUGCUCAUAUCCCAAAAGUUCUAUGUUACUUUAUUCUUAUUUGAUUUCAUCUUGCCUCAAUGUAAACCAGAAAUCGAAGAUUUUUUACCCAGCAUCAAAAAACUAGUCGCAAUGAAUGAAGCUUUAAUCAAAUGUAGCAACGGAGACAACAAGGCCGAUAGCGAAAUGAUAUGCCCUAGCAAUGAUAUCCCUUUAUUCGAAAGACGAGUUGAAACCAAAAUUGCCAAAGAAGAUUCCGACAGCAUUCAUCUCUGUUAG
Molecule: messenger RNA, 1464 nt
Organism: Mucor velutinosus
Lineage: Eukaryota; Fungi; Mucoromycota; Mucoromycetes; Mucorales; Mucoraceae
Gene: MAK10
Product: N-alpha-acetyltransferase, non-catalitic subunit
Exons: 6
Coding region: 1-1464 (487 amino acids)
Source: RefSeq, a predicted model, not a curated record